This is a messenger RNA of Colletes gigas, 6666 nucleotides long. Its product is annotated as rho-associated protein kinase 2-like. The transcript has 10 exons. Gene Ontology annotation, biological process: protein phosphorylation. Lineage: Eukaryota; Metazoa; Arthropoda; Insecta; Hymenoptera; Colletidae. Gene Ontology annotation, molecular function: ATP binding; protein kinase activity. Bases 710 to 5629 code for a protein of 1639 amino acids. The record is from RefSeq and is a predicted model, not a curated record.
UACUAUUAAAUCAAUUUUUUGCACACAGAUUCUCUAUAUUACACAUUAUUUUACAAAUACGGCAAAAAAUGUGAAAAUUUACUUAAUCGUUUGUCUAAUAUAUUUAUUUUAAAAACAGUGUAUUCAACUGCACUUUUCAGUCAACUCUAUAGUUAAAUGCAUAUGAUGUGGCGCUAAUCAAAAUGUCACAGACUGGAGCGAUCGUCUAGCCAGGGUAUAUGUGUGCGUGUGUGCGUGCGUGCGUACGUGUGUGCAUGCAUUUAGUGUAUUGGAAGUAGAAAGAGAGCAACAGAGAGAAUAGAGGGGCAAGAAUAGAACUGGGUUUGGCAAGCGUGGUGAUUUUACACCUACCUUUUAACCGGACCGUGGCCGAUUGUAUUGUAUCCGUUUCACGAUACGUAUCAUGCUUGGCCCAGGUGGUUUCCCUAAGAAACGUGUAUUUCUGUUUUACAUAUUAUUGCAACAUUUUAUCAUUGCUGUGACGGAGUCAUUCAACAACAUUCCGUACGACCGAAGCUAGUUUCCAAUAAAGUGUAGAUAUAAAAAUAUGAAAUUACGGAAAGUUGUGAUAUGUAUGUCGUAAAAUUGGAACGUCUAACGACUUAAUAAAACAUUCUGUUUUUACAAUUACACACCGUCUUGAGGAACCCUAAAUUUUUAAGAAUGACUUAAAUGGAUUGUGAUCAUCAUUAAAGAGCUUCAAUGCGCGAUGUUGAAUAUUAUAUUAUGCUGGAUAUGUUGGCUGUUUUGGGCGGGUCUACCGACACUUACCGCUUAUCCUGUAUCGUCUUCAAUACGUACAGAUUUUCCAUACAUCUAUACAUCAUCAAAAUGGGAACGAUAUUGGAUACAGUAUACAAUUGGACUUUUAAGCGUGACUGCUACAGCAUUUACUUUAGUUGGAUGUCUUUGUUGUCGAAGGCCAAGACGACCUAAAGGAUUUCAGGACAAAGCAGAAAAGUGCAAACAGGAGUUCAAAGAUGGGAACAACAUUGGACAGGAAUCAACGUUUGAGCACUCUGUCGAAGGUUUAGAGUUAGAUGUUCCACGCAUGUUAGCUGUUGCAGACAGAGUACAGUUUGAACCUAUACCUGUAGACCAUAUUAUAUCUGGAUCUAAAAGUUCUUCAAAAUUUAAGCCAUUGCCGCUAUCGUCAUCAUUUUUUGAAGAGCAUGAUUCUGAUUCUAAUGUACUCCCAGAACCUUGUCGUGAAUGGUUUGAGGCACAAGAGUUAUCUAUACCAAGAGAAAAGUUAAAAUACUUAAGGGAGAUUGGUCAUGGUUGGUUUGGAAAAGUUGUAGAGGGUCAAGCAGAUUUAGAAGGCUUUAACAGGACUUCAAAAAAUGGAGGUGUUGUCGUGAGAAUUCUCACAGAAGAAGCUACUUCAAAAGAGAAAGCCUGGUUUCUUGGCGAAGCUACACCAUAUUUAAAAUUACACCAUCAGAAUGUUUUGACUCUGUUAGGUUUUUGCUUAGAAACUGACCCAUAUCUGUUGUUAUUCGAAUCGUGUCCAGUUGGUGACCUCAAAGGUUUCUUGUUAUCAAAUCAUGAUCUGAAAUCUCAAGAAGCCCUUAAUAAAGAAAAUAUUCCAGUUCGCAUGGCGCUGGAUAUCGCAGCGGGUUUAAAACAUAUGCAUAGUCAUGGAUUUGUACACACAGAUUUAUCUGCUAGAAAUUGUUUAGUAGCAUCAGAUUUAUCAGCAAAAUUGGGAGAUUAUGGAACCGGCGUAGAAAAAUAUCCUGAAGAUUAUUACGUGGUCGGAGACCGUGCAUUGCCUAUCAGAUGGUCAGCACCGGAAAGUAUAGAAUGCACUGAUACUACUAUUGAAACAAGAGAGAUUACAUCUCAAGCAAAUAUGUGGAGUUAUGCUAUUUUGCUUUGGGAAAUUGCUACAUGGGGAAAUAGACCGUUCAAUGAUAAGAGUGAUGAACAAGUAAUUCAAAUGUUGCUAUCUUUAAGAACUGAUUUCUUGCCAAACGGUACACAAGUGCUGCAAACCUAUCUAGAAAAUUGUCCAUCAAAUGUAAUCCAAGCAAUUCAUUUAUGUUUGAAUUUAAAUCCACAGAAAAGAUCGAAUUUGGAUGAAGUGAAGCAACUCCUUCUGAACAAUCGUACAGAGUAUUUAGACUUUGAACAAAGAUGGGAGAAAUUGCGGGUUAACAUGACUAAAAAUGUACGUAGUGCUAGCUUACAAGAUCUCAGAGGCAGUAUUGAUUCAGAUUACUGGACUACUAUUAUUGACGAUACAUCGCGUCAAUCGUCAUUUCGUCUUGGGCCUGGUGAAUUAGUGAAAAAUGUACCACACGUUAGAAAUAUUGUGGUUCAUCAUGAAUCUAGUUCUGAAACUGAAGAAGAGAGUUGGAAAGGACGAAUUGAACAAGGAGUUUAUACUGAAAAAGUAAAACAAAAAUCUAAAUCUGUUACUGAUUUAAUGGUGCUUGUACAUAUUGAUCUUGAUUCCGAUGCAGAAUUAUCAAUGGGAGCUCAAAUAUCAGAAAAGCAUACAAAGAAAAAAUUGUCUGCUACUGGUAGCGAUAGUGAUCUUAGACAUAGUACUCGUGUAGAUGAGUUUGAUGAAGCAUUGAGAAAAUUACGAGAUCCUUUACCAAAUAACGCUUCAAGUAAGAUCAAAAUGUUAGAUAAUUCAGAACGGCCAAAAUUGCUGACAUUAACUAUGGAUCAGGGUCAAACGCCAAUUUUAAGGCUAUCUUUAGAUGAUAAAGAACCUACUAUAGAAACUGAUCAUGCACCCAUUGCAAGUACAAGCACGGAAACUCAUAAUAUUAAACAUGUAUUGCGACUUGUAUCAAAAGGAGAUCCUAAUCUUCCUCUUCUUCGUUUUGUACCUGAUAAUACAUCUUCUUUUGAAAUGUUGAAACAAAACGACGAGUCUCAACAUAAUGAUGUAUCUAAACACGAAGACAAUGACAAUACUUGCUUUUCUAAUAAUUUUUCAGUUAAUUUUGAGGCAGACGAAAGCAACUUAGUUGAUGUUAUACUUUGGAAUCAUGCAUUGGAUUCUGCUUUAGAACAGAAAGUACCUGGCUUUUUGUAUGAAGGUGAAUUCAAUGAAUGUACAGAAUCGUCAUCUAAGCGACAAAAUAAUAGUAUGCCAGAAUUAGUUGUAACUACUGAGUCUAUGCCAGAUACAUCAAAAUCUCAUACAAAAUAUUCUGCAUAUAAUGCAGACGAUGAAUUUUCUAAUGGAGGAGAAAUGGACAUAGAACGAAGGUGUUUACCAAAUGAUGAUGAAGAAGAAAGAAAACAAUUAUCUACUCCCGAUGAUGAACAAAGCUCCGAUUCCGGUUUUAGAGAUAAAGAAUCUUGCGAGGAAGAAGAAAAUGUUUGUCCGUCUUCAGCUCCUUUAUCUUCUACUAUUGAUUCUACUACAGUUGUACCAAUGUGUACUGAAGAACAACAGUUACAGGUUUUAUUUGAGCUAGACACAAUUCUUGAUGCCGAGUAUUAUGCGACGAUACAGGGAUCUGAAAAAAUAGCUGAAAAUUUACCCUCGAUUAAAAAUACGGAAAACAGUGUUUUUCAUAUAAAUGAAGAGGAGUCUGGUUCUAUCGAAGCUAUAGCUACUGUAGUUGAAACAGAAAACGACGCUAAGAAAUUAAUGCCAGAAGACGAAAAAGAAACACAGACAAAAAAUACAAUUAGAAAUGAAGAAACGAUUAUAUUAAAAGAUUCAAGUGCCAUUAACUCUAUUUUCCAACAUAAAGAUUCAGUGCAAAAUGAUAUAUUAGUAAAUACUAAAUAUUCCAGUAGAUAUCAAGAAACAGAAGAAUGCUUACAAGAUGGGAACGAAAACGAAAAUGAAGAAAAAGAAAACGAAAAUGAAGAAAAAGAAAACGAAACUGAAGAUGAAGAUAGUUCUACAAUGAGUUUGCGUAGUGAUAAUUCUUAUGUGUCAUAUGGCAUGGAAGAAGAGAUUGUAACAGCAAUUCGAAAUGAACUUAGAGAAAAACUGCCCUGCGCUCAAAUGUCUGUCGUAGAACCUUUGGAGUGUCAUGACGAUGAUGAUAAUCCUUCUGCAUCUAGUGAUAUAGACAAUAAACAAUGGGAUGAUGAUGAUGAUAAUGAAGAAUUGUCAAACCAAGGCAGUGGAGGAGUCGGUAUUUCAAUAAGGUAUAACGUGUAUGGUACACCACUUAGUCCAAUCCAAGAAGAACGAGAAAGUACUCUUACUUCAGAGUCUCUUAUGUCAAACUCUAGAGACACGUCGAUUGCUUCAAGAGAAUCUGCAUCAGAUGAUGUAUUGUUAGUUGACACUCGAACAAAUAAGAUGAUUUUAUUAGAAGGAUUAGGAGAAACAUUGCAGGACGAUGAACGAGACACAACCAACGGUGAUCUUUCUGAAGAAGAAAAUUUGGAUUAUAAUUGUUCGGUCGUUCGUUCCCGCGAUGAUAAAUCACAUAUCAUGAUCGCUAGUGGUGUAGCACCUUUACCAAGUCCUGAAGAAGAAUCAAAAUGGCAACAGUUACCUCCACCUUUUCCAUUACCGUUACCUCUACCAUUAGAGGAUGAUCUAAUGUCAACAAGUUUUGCAACAGAGCAUGAUUGGGGCAGUCAGGAUGAAGACGAAGAAGAAGAGGACGAAGAAGAAGAGGAUGAAGAAGAUGAAGAUAAUAGCUCUAGUUCCGGAGAAUUUGUUUGGAAGCGAUACAAUGAACCACAUGUCGAGCAAAUUCAAAUUCGAAAUAAUUUGAGUAAUAAUGAAAGGACUGUAGAUGCUGAUGUCGAAGAUGAAAUGGAUGCAGACGAGGAAGAGGAAGGAGAGGAAGAGGAUGAGGAGGAGGAAGAAGAAGAAUUCACGCCAUCAGCUUGGAAUGCAACGUUAGCACCCCACCGUUCCGCAUUAAGAUCUCCAGAUAAAACAUUAAAAUCUGGCGACGAAUCGGAUCAAAAGAAGAGUGUUUGGUUCAAGAAGCAACGUUAUCACUGCGUAUACGAAUAUCCAAAGGAAACAUUAGCUACCGAUACUCAAGGAGAAACAACUACUACCUGGGAACCAACUUCAUAUGCUGAUUGGGAAAUGAUAGAUGAACCUCGAUUAGAUCUAUAUCCUCUGGACUAUGAUGAUGCUAACCAUUCUGGAAACGAAGAAUUCUUUGUAAGCAGUUCAAAUCGUCCAUUUCAAUUUCAAACUGGUGACAGUAAAUAUGUAAGCCAAUUCUUUCCUGGUGCUUCUACGUCAGCUAACGAAGAACAAGACGAAGUGGACGGCAAUCAACAAGGGGUACAACAAAAUAGAAUAGAAUUAUUAAACGAUUAUGGCCAUGGUCAACAACAUCAAUUAGGAGAACUGAGACACACCAGAGAUCGUUUAAAGUUAAAUUUAUCUACCAAUGGCACACCCUCUUUUCCCGUAAAACAAGUACAAGAGGAUAAUAUUGAACAAUUAGACGAAACAGAUAAGGAACCCGAAUUAUCGGAAAGUAUAGACUUUACACAAGACCAAUGUAUCCUACCAAACUCCUUGAACUAUGAUAUUUUGCCAACGGUGCCUCUCCGAGAUACUCAACAAGAGAGAAGUCUUGAUUCAGCCUCUUCAAAAAGUGCCCAAUGUGAUAGCCAAGAGAAAGUUGAAUCCAUGGACAAGUGCAGUGUUUUAAUUCAUGACUAACGUAUUGCAAAGUUGAUAGUAAAAUUUUAAGAGGUAAUUUAGCUGAAGUCCGUCCGAAAUAAUUUCAUUAAAAAAAUACAGUGACUACUCUGUUCAAUGAGAUCAUUAUGAAAUGAAUCUCAAAUAUUAUAUAUAAAAUGUACAUGUAAAUAAGACGUAGGAAAUUUUUAUCGCGGCUAAGAUUUAAUCGGUUGUCUAUAGCAUUAUAAAUAUAUUGAAGCAUACAAUUUUUCUUUGUUAUGUAGGAAUAUAUAAAUAGAGCUUAACAUUGACAUAAUUUUUUAUACGAUUAGCUUCAUGGCGAUAACGAAUCAUAAAUUUUAAUCGCUAAUCAAAUCGAAUGGCAGACAAUCGAUUUGCAAUUACUACAUAAAAUUGUUAUGCGAUUUCGUUCCGCGUGUAAAUAUUUAUUAAAGACCGUUCAAUAUACAAUCGUCACCCAAGGAUUAGUGCCUGUAUAAGUUAAUGUUAUUAUUUUCAUUGAUGAUAUGACAAUUAUUCAUAUUGAUUUUAAUUAUUGUUACCUACAAACAUCAUAUUUUUCUUUGUAUUAUAUUAAUAUUAUUAGGAGGAAAUAGCUCUCUACUCUAAAAGUAUUAUAGCGUAAAACAAGAGACGAUAUCGUGAUCGAAUGUCAGUUUGCAACAAAAAUGUGUAUAAUAAUUCAAGCACAAAUGCCUUUUUUUUUAUAAAUAUAUAUUGCCUUUAUUUUUAUUAGAAAUACGAUUGGAACAAGAUGUGCACUUUUAUUUCAGUUGACUUAGCAAAUCAAGUUAUUGAGAUACUAGAUAAAAUAGCACAUAAAACUAAAAAUGCAUUACCGUGCUUUAUAGCAUAUUAUUUUUCAAUGUUUUUAAAUUAUGUUUUUUAAACGUUUGAUAUAGCUUUUACUAAUCAUUUUUAAUGUUCAAAACGGAAAUCUCGGAAAACAUUUUGUGGAAUGUACACGGAAAAAUUCUUUAUUGUGAAUAUAGUAUUAAAUAUUGAAUUCAUGAAAUGUGAAUAUUUGUUUGAAUACGUGCUAUAAAGAGAACGAC